UGUUGUUGGUAUUGUUUGGUUGUUGACAGCUGAAAUUGUUUACAUCUUCGCACGCAUUCUGGCGGAGCGAAUCAGGCGGCGUGUAUUUCGCAAUCGUCUUAAAGUUCGGGAAGUAUGUUGAACUAAUAUAUUAUAAAACAUACGACGAAAACGAAUGGUAUUCGUUGGUAUUCAGUAUUGGUGAAGAUGAGUGACACAUUUAUGACGGACAGUGAAGAAGAUGGAGGUGAUUUUUCAGCUAGCGAAGACGAAUGGUUGCCGGAAAAAUCGGACGGUAAACACAACCGCAGAACGAGAGAUUCUUCAGAAGCCGAUACUGAUAACUCCGAGGAAUCUGAUGUGGCCUCGGAGGAUGGUACGCAUUCCGGUACUUUCAUUGGCAAAGGCAAAGGAAGAAAACUAGCCCUUAACGCCAAGUAUGGACCCAGCAAUAGCAAUACAAAAAAUAAACGACCCUCAAACAGAUCAAGUAAAACUACUGGUGCGACUGGAAAAGGAUCAUCAAAACGACCAAAGCAAGAGUCCGACAGCAGCGGCGACGAACAUCUUGUCGAUCCGACUAAACUUGAUCUGAAAUCCAAAUUUUUUGAUGCUAUAUCAUCGAAUCCGCUGGCUCGCAAUCAUGAAGCUCCCACAUUUGACUGCAAUGCUGGCAUGGGAAAGCUUUCCGAUAGCUCUGAAGAGGAGCAUGAUGCGGUACAUAGCAACGAGAAGGAUGCAAGGAAGUUGAUUACGAAAAUUAACGAAACGUCUCAAGCGUAUAUGAAUUUUCAAGAUUAUAGUAAAACUCUUGAAACAGCUAGAAACCAGUUGGAGAACGUUUCGAAAAAGCAACAGCAGAGCAACCUGUCCGACGUGUCGCAGCUGCUUGCUUUGGGCGAGCAGGGCUCAAAUGUUGCAGCAAAGAACGCUCCCGUCAAGCGAACGAAAGCACGGAAAGCUGCGAACAAGCAGCCAGAAUCUGACUCUGAUUGGGAGGAAGUUGAAGAGGCAACACAGCCCAGUACAUCCCGUGCACAAACGGUACAAAUCACCCUGAAACCAGAAGCUGCCACACAGAAAAAGAAAAAAUGCACCGUAAUCGAUGUAGAAGCUUGCAUCAAACGUAUGAUCAAUCGGGAGAAACGUGAUGCACAGCUGGUGCUGCAUAAGAUGACAGUCAUUAUGGGUAUUGCGCAUGGUAAUUUUACGAACUCCAUACUGAAUUCUCCUUCAUUGUUAGCCAUUGGAAAUGCACUCAUUCCGUCGGAACGCUGCUAUCCAAAGGGUUGCACAAAUAUUCAGUACUUUCAGCAGAUAAUGCAAUUCUAUCGCGAGAUUGUUGAUCUCAAGGAUAGGCGGAUGUUUGUGAAUAGUUGGAAAAAGCUUACACUGGAGAAAUCUCUCCGUCUGCAGCUGCUCUCUCAGAUGGCUAACUGUAAACGAGAUUACAUUUUACUGUUUAUCAUACUGCUCCGCUCCAUUGGCGUUCAGUGUCGGAUGGUGACAUCCCUUCAGGUGGUGCCCAAGGUUUUGCCAAAUUCCGACCUGUUGAAGGUGAUUCCGUCUAAAGAGAAUGUGAAAGUAUCAGAGAAUACGAAAAAGAACGCAGCGAGUGAUCAUGACUACGGAGAAGAAAAAAAGAAAAAAUCAACCGUACAGAAGAAACGAAAAGUCGCUCAAGUUGAAAUCCCUCAAUUGGAUGGAGCAGAGGACAUGGCAAAGCCUAGUUCCAAGCGUUCCAAACAAAUGCGAACAUCGACAGCAUCCGAUAACAAUCGCACGCAUGCUAAAGAAACCUCCAAACCGGUCAGUAUUUCUCCCAGAAAAACGCGAAAGCAGCGAUUAGAAGAAACAAAGUCUGAAGAAAAUAGCUCAGAAAAGGCUAUAAGAGAAAACAGUAAACGAUCUAGAGUGAGUAGCGAAGUAACGAAAACCCAAAAAUCCGUGGCGAAAGUAGGUAGUGGUUCUAAGGACAAAAAUGAAGGAUCGUCCAAAAUGAUACGACGAGACUAUGAGCAAAAGAAGAAGGAUGAUAUUACACAACCUUUGGCCAAAUGUUCUCCAGCAAAACCCACCUCAAGUAUCCCGUCAUCUGGUAGAAAGAUCGUCAAGAUUGAACGAUUCAAUCCUAAAACUCGAAAACUGCUUAAUAAUCAGGUUCUGUCAACCGAUGAUGAAAGCAAUUCUAACGGUUCGUGCAAAAAAUUGAAUCUAUGGAUUGAAGCAUUUGCCGAGGAGGAGGAACGCUGGGUACCAUUAGACGUUACACGUGGGCUAAUCGAAUGCGUCCCCGAAAUUGUUCAGCAAGCUUCCAGUCCGAUGCUUUAUGUACUUGCCUGGAAUAACGAUGGUUCGAUCAAGGACGUUUCCGCCCGCUACUGUGCCGAUUAUCUAACGGUAGCGAUUAAACAUCGGAUCAUGCAGCAGUGGAUGGACAACAUAUUGUUUCCGUAUAGUGGUGAUCGCCGUACCGCUCGAGACAUUGCAGAGGAUCGUGAGCUGGAUCGCAUACUAGAGGAACGUCCAUUACCUAGAACGGUGUCGGAGUAUAAAAACCAUCCAUACUUUGCGCUGAAGCGACAUCUGCUUAAGUUCGAAGCAAUCUAUCCACCGGAUGCGCCAACGCUUGGUUUUACCUCUGGUAAGGAACCCGUUUACGCUCGGGAAUGUGUUCAAACCCUGCACGCCCGUGAAGUAUGGCUGAAGCAGGCACGUACUGUAAAAAUGUUCGAGACACCGUACAAAAUUGUUUCUGGCCGACCCAAAUACGACCGAGCAUCCGGUCAAAUGUUACCUUCGCAACCGUUGGAAUUAUUUGGCCACUGGCAGACCGAGGAUUAUGAACCACCGACGGCGGAGGAUGGUAUUGUGCCGCGGAAUGCAUACGGCAACGUGGAGCUUUUUAAACCAUGCAUGUUACCGAAGAAAACGGUUCAUCUGCGAUUACCGUGUUUGAAUCGCAUUUGUAAAAAACUGCGCAUCGAUUGCGCUCAAGCCGUAACUGGGUUUGAUUUCCACGGAGGCAGUAGCCACCCAGUGUACGAUGGGUUCGUCGUUUGUGAAGAGUUUCGUGACGUAGUUGUUGACGCUUGGCACCAGGAACAAGAAGCGGAAGAACAGAGGGCGCGGGAAAAGUAUGAAAAGCGUGUGUAUGGUAACUGGAAAAAGUUAAUCAAGGGAUUACUGAUACGCCGGAAGCUUCAGCACAAGUACAAUUUCGAUAAUCUCAACCAGUAGCAACAGGAACAGGUUCAGGUUGUUUCUCUUAGGGCAUUCUCAUACGCAUCUCAUGUAUCUGAUGUUUACUCGUUUAUUGUUCGUUCGUGUUAAUGAUAUUACAGUUUGCUUUUUGUCUUGAUUUGUUCUUAGUGUGGCAUAAAUGGUUAAACCUUUUGUUGCUUUUAAAAAUUACCUUCAGAAAAGUUUUGUUCGUGUGGAUAAAUUUCUUGUUAAUUGAUUGUUUACUAAUGUUUAGUGCGUAUUAUUUUUUCUGUACUUAUUUGUGUUUAUAUUGAAGAUACAAUUUCCAUUCCAAAUUUUGUUUUGUGACGAGUAAUGCUUUUUUU
Messenger RNA from Anopheles funestus (African malaria mosquito), 3548 nucleotides. It is a transcript of the gene Xpc, whose product is annotated as DNA repair protein complementing XP-C cells homolog. Gene Ontology annotation, biological process: mismatch repair; nucleotide-excision repair. The record is from RefSeq and is a predicted model, not a curated record. Gene Ontology annotation, cellular component: nucleotide-excision repair factor 2 complex; nucleus; XPC complex. The transcript has 5 exons. NCBI's taxonomy places the organism in Eukaryota, Metazoa, Arthropoda, Insecta, Diptera, Culicidae. Bases 187 to 3219 code for a protein of 1010 amino acids. Gene Ontology annotation, molecular function: damaged DNA binding; single-stranded DNA binding.